GCCAUGUGCGAGAACAUUUCAAACGAAUCUGCGUCUGAUUUGUGACUGCACUGUGUCUAAAAUGCCGGCGAACCAACUGGUACUGUUGAUCUUUGUUCAUGGCGUUCUGUCAUUUAAUUUAGAUGAACAGCAUGCCGUAACAUUUCCAGCAGAUGCGCAGACUGUUAUUUCCAGUGACUCCAGCUAUUUUGGAUAUGCUGUGGCUUUUCGUUCGGCAGACACUCCGAAAACGUUGGUGGUGUCGGCGCCACGGUACGGUGGUAUGGGCGCUGUCUUCGCGUGCUCACUGGAAGACCUCCAGUGUGACCCCAUCGUCAUUUCUAAUGCCACAGUUGAACAGGAACGGGACAUACUGAAAGACGACGCUUGGAUUGGCAGUGCCGUGGAUGUUCAACGGUCCGGGAAAGGAAUUGUGGUGUGCGGCAGCCUGCUGUCGAGCAACCACUCGCACAGCAACCGCUGGGUGAACGGCGGCUGCUACUGGAAGCCCGACGCGGACGCCGAGCGCGCAGACCUGCUCGUACCGCUCACGGAUGGUGAUCACCUUGGACACAGUGUGUCUGGGAGUUCUACUCACGCCUAUUAUGCCAACGGUCAAGCGGGCGUUUCUGUACUCAUUACACAGGAAGGACAAGAACUAGUUAUAGGUGCUCCAGGAUUCGACUUGUCUGUAGGAACCAUUCUGAGGUACCGAAUAGAUGAGAAUGGCAACCUAGACGACGGAAUAAUUGCAGGAAUUCAGCCUUGUCAAGAGAAAGGAAUACUGGGCAACGAAUAUGGAGGGUAUGCGGUGGCAUCUGGCAGAUUCAUGUGCGGCUCCUCCAUUGUCUACGCUGUGGGAGCUCCACGAGCAGCCAUGUAUAGGGGACAGGUGUGGCUGGCGGCUGAGGGCCCGCUGGACGUGGAGACGGGCGUGUCGUACUCGCGCCUGGCGGCGGGCAGCGGCGGCCGCAUGGGCGACGGCUACGGCGCGGCGCUGGCCGCGGCCGACCUGGACGGCGACGGCUGCGACGACCUGCUGGUGGGCGCGCCGCGGGCCGGCCGCGCAGACGCGGGCGCCGUCUACGUCUACUUCGGCGGCCAGCAGGGUCCCAACCUGCGUUCACCGGCGGUGACGCUGGAGGGGGACGGCACACCGCGCUCCCAGUUUGGCACGUCUGUCGCCGCUGUGGGAGACAUCGAUGGCGACGGCUUCCAAGACGUGGCGGUGGGUGCGCCGUACGGCGACCAGGGCGGCAGCGUGUUCGUGUACCUGGGCAGCGGCGACGCUCGGCGCAUGGGCCGUCUCCUAGGCCCCCAGAGGCUGCCCAGCUCCGGCCACCCGGCGGCCACGCAGCCCGGCUUCGGCAUCAGCGUCGCUGGCGGCGUCGACGUCGACGGGAACGGCUAUGUCGACGUGGUGGUCGGCUCGUACAUGGAGGGCCGCGCUCGGGUGUUCCUGGCGAGGCCUACCGUCUGGCUGGUGGCCUCGGUGACGGGCCCAGAGUCGCUGAGGCUGGCCGAUCGCCGCACAAACAUCACCGCCUGCCUCACGUACACCAGCCACAGGUUCCAGGACGAUGUUGAAGCGACAAUGGUGUUCAGUGGCGACGGAUCAGCAGAUAGUCGACCAGUAACUAUAUCAAAAGGAAAGACCCAUUGUGAAAACGUCACAUGGACUAUAAAGGCAAGGGACAAGCUUGAACCAGUACAUGUCAAGGUCCGGGGAGAAAUUCGGGAUAAAAAUGACGGCGUGUUCUGCGGCGACUGCCCGGUGGCGGACCCGCAGCGCAGCGUGGGCGGCUCGGUGCUCAUCCCGUUCAACACGGGCUGCCGGAACGAGGCACGCUGCGAGUCCGAUCUGCGCCUCUCCGUGGACGCCUCCUGGCAGCCGUCCGUAGUGGGCCAGGGCGAGGCGCUCCCAGUAGAGCUGUUGGCGACGGUGGAGAACACCCCUGGCUAUGACACGGCCCACGUGGCCGGCGUGCGGCUGGAGGCGGCCGUGCAGCCCCCGGAGGCGGCGUGGGGCGGCCUCCACCUGGCCGACACCAGCGGCGCAGACUGCGAAGUCCUGCCCGCCCCCAACGCCUCCAGCAUCGCGCUACGCUGCAAUCUGCGCAUGCUCAAGAUGCGCCCCGGCUGGAGGGAGACGGUGCGGAUGAAGGUGGCGCUGCAGGGCCAGGCGGCGGGCGUCGCGACGCUGAGCUGGAACGCGACGGCCUUCCUGCGCGGUCACGAGCUCCGCCCGGAGGACAACCGGCGCGUGGGCGCGCUGCGCCUCGACGCCCCGGCGGGACUCGCGCUCACCGGAGGCACAGAGCCACGCUACAUUUCUGCUGUUUCGGAUGGCAGGGAAAGUUACAAAUUCACACAGUUCUUCAGGGUUAUUAACGCUGGCGCGUACCGUCUGCAGAGUUUCAACUUCAGCUUGCAUUUACCUCUGGGGCUUGACUACGAAGGGCGGCAGUACGGUGGGAUCCACUACGAAACGCCGAAGACGAGCACGCCAAACAAGGUGACGUGCGCCACCUCAUCUGGUUCUCCGACGAGCGGUGCGCCAUCUUCCCAGGGGUCACCGGGCUGGAUCUCUCAGAUCAGCACGGCAGCGUUUGGAAGCGAGAUGCGCGCCUCUGCAGACUGCUCCAGGCUGGACAGGACGCGCUGCCAGACGUUCCAGUGCGUCGCGGGGCCGCUGGAAGCGGACGGGGACAGCGUCGACGUCAGCGUCUCCGCCGUCCUGCUCCGACGCUCCAUAGAGGACGUGCUUUCCCGCGCUGACGUGGACGUCAUUGGCCGCGCCAGGCUGCACAUGCCACAAGAUGUGCUGCUAACUUCAGAACUGUCCAGCGAAACAAAUACGACGACUACCAUUCUGAGCCCCAACAUCCAGAGGGCGGCACUGGCUCCUUGGGUGUGGAUCGUUUUGGUGGUGGUCGCCCUGCUCAUCUAUGCUGCUAUAGUGGCCGUCCUUUAUAAGAUGGGAUUCUUCAAGCGAAAGAAACCCACAGCAAGGAGACCAGAAGCAGAGGAUGAAAACUUAGCCGAGGCUAAGAAACUCAUGGACGAAGACUGAGUAAGCAGAGCGACGGAAUUGACGAAGUUUUCAAGACACAUAGCUUUUAAGGCUAAACUAAUUUCUAAGAACUAUUAGCAAAUCUAUUUUUUCAAAGACAUGGCUAAUGUAUGCUAUAUACUUUUGUAAGAACGA
This is a messenger RNA of Schistocerca nitens (vagrant locust), 3187 nucleotides long. RefSeq names its product integrin alpha-PS3-like. The transcript has 25 exons. The coding region runs from base 62 to 3052 and encodes 996 amino acids. Lineage: Eukaryota; Metazoa; Arthropoda; Insecta; Orthoptera; Acrididae. Gene Ontology annotation, molecular function: integrin binding. The record is from RefSeq and is a predicted model, not a curated record. Gene Ontology annotation, biological process: cell-cell adhesion; integrin-mediated signaling pathway; cell-matrix adhesion. Gene Ontology annotation, cellular component: external side of plasma membrane; integrin complex.